UCCCUCCCUCCACAAGCCAGGAUCAGGCAGCGCGAGUGGGCUCCAACAUGGCGGACAGCGCCAGCGAGAGCGACACGGAUGCGGUGGGCAGCUCGUCGGCGCUGCCGCCCUCCAACUCAUCGGCCGCCUCCAAGGCCGGUAUCGUGAUCUCGGCCUCGAAGCUGGAGGAGCUGAGCAACCGGCUGGCCUCGCUGCAGCAGGAGAACAAGGUGCUGAAGAUCGAGCUGGAGACCUACAAGCUCAAGUGCAAGGCCCUGCAGGAGGAGAACCGCGACCUGCGCAAGGCCAGCGUUACCAUCCAAGCAAGGGCUGAACAGGAAGAAGAGUUCAUUAGUAAUACAUUGUUUAAGAAGAUUCAAGCCUUGCAAAAAGAAAAAGAAACUCUGGCUGUAAAUUAUGAGAAAGAAGAAGAAUUUCUCACCAAUGAGCUGUCCCGCAAGCUGAUGCAGUUGCAGCAUGAAAAGGCUGAACUGGAACAGACACUGGAGCAGGAACAGGAGUUUCAAGUAAACAAAUUGAUGAAGAAGAUCAAAAAGCUGGAGAAUGAUACUCUUUCCAAGCAAUUUACACUUGAACAGUUGAGACGUGAAAAAAUUGACCUUGAGAACACCUUAGAACAAGAACAAGAAGCAUUAGUAAAUCGAUUGUGGAAGAGGAUGGACAAACUGGAAGCAGAGAAGCGUAUUUUACAGGAAAAACUAGAUCAGCCUGUGUCAGCUCCGCCAUCUCCAAGAGACAUUUCCAUGGAAAUAGACUCACCAGAAAACAUGAUGCGGCAUAUCAGAUUUUUGAAAAACGAGGUAGAGAGGCUAAAGAAACAACUCCGAGCUGCCCAGUUACAGCAUACGGAGAAAAUGGCACAGUAUUUAGAAGAGGAACGUCACAUGAGAGAAGAGAAUCUGAGGCUCCAGCGAAAACUCCAAAGAGAAAUGGAAAGGAGAGAGGCCCUUUGCAGACAGUUGUCAGAAAGCGAGUCUAGCUUAGAAAUGGAUGAUGAAAGAUAUUUUAAUGAGAUGUCUGCACAGGGACUUAGACCUCGCACUGUAUCCAGUCCAAUCCCUUACACGCCAUCUCCGAGUUCCAGCAGGCCUAUAUCUCCUGGACUAUCUUAUGCAAGCCACAGUGUUGGUUUCACUCCUCCUACUACUUUGACUCGUGCUGGAAUGUCCUAUUACACAUCACCUGGUCUUCAUGUACAGCAUAUGGGAACUUCACAUGGUAUUGCGAGGCCUUCCCCAAGAAGAAGCAACAGCCCUGACAAAUUCAAACGCCCGACACCUCCGCCCUCCCCAAACACACAGACAGUGGUUCAGCUGCCACCGCCACCACCUCCGCCAGUCCAGCCAGCGCUUCAGUGUGCAGCAUCCCAACCAGCCCAUCCCCAGCCUUCAGCAUAUCCUCCUGCUCCUCCUCCGCCAUAACGUGCAUGUGCUGUGAAGCAACAGCACCCAGAGUGGACUGAUGACAUAAAAGCAGUUUACUAAAGCCAAAGGCUUAACUGGCAUCUUUUGGAUUUGACUUAUUUGCACUGAGAUUAUAUAGGCUUCACCGCUAACUGUGUUGUAAAUGUUUGUCUGGAGGGCAGCCAGUGUUGUUUGUCCACAACACUAAUUUACUGCAUUUUUGUCAGUGUUGACUGGAACCUCAUGCACAACCUUCAUCUUGUUGCUUCAGAUAUCUGCCACAUCCAUUUGGUGAUAACAGUACACAAUUGAAUGUCCUGAUGGUUCCAAAGCUUCAUUCCACAGAUUCGUAAAACAAAACACACGCACACACUUACACAAGAAGACCUUUUGAUGAUUUUCAUUACAAAUUUUGCAGCAAUUGCAAGCAUGAUGUGUCUUGUUUUCUAGGCUGUGUUUAUGCUUCAGUGUUAAUGCUUUUGUGUCUUGUUGGGUUUUGCCAAGCAUUUACAGAAUUAGCACUACAUUUUGGAGCAAAGUGGCAACGGAGUUAUAGGGGAAAUAUUGAGAUUUGUCAAGCACCAUCACUAAAUCUAAUGUCUACAGGUGGUCUGAUUUGUAUCCAAAUAAACACCAUAUAAGCUUAAUACAGAUUCAGUAUUGAAUUUCUGCCAUGUGCUGUGACUGCUUUUAUUUCCCAGCAAAACCAGUUUUGGCAAAUCAGUACCAUUUUGGCAAGGAUCAUGUUCCAAGUUUACUUAACAAAUUUAUUGUGGAUCUGGCUUGUGGCAACAGGAAAUAUCAAUAACAUUUCAUAUUUCAAUCCAGCAAUCAACAUUUUUUGAUGUAAACUGUAAACUUGGGUUUUAAUGUCUGUGGGCUUUGUAGAUGGUAAAUCAUUUAGACAAGCGACCUGGCGUGUUGUGCUGAUUUUUGAGCAAAUGUUGCCUGCUGUAAAAUAUCUGCUUUUGACGACUAGAAAUCAUCAGCUGAAAUAUUGGUGAAUCCUGCGAAUUCAAGUACCAUGUUGAAAGAACAAAUAGUUUUUAUUUGCUGCCAAAUCAGUUUUUAUUAGGAUUUGAAGAUGUGACUGAAAAAAAAAGUAACUGUUUUGAACAGAUGCCUUGUGGUGUAAUCUGCUAACUGAGGUGGAAUCCUUUCCAGUUACCAAGGUAUAAUGCAAUUGUAGCCAAAUAAUUUGGUAUUGCUUGGUAGUUAAGGGGCAGGCUGCGGAGAGGGCAAGUUCUUGGCUGUAAUGAAAGCUUCAAUGAUACGUAAACUGGUACACUGUACAAAAGGGAGCAACCGCAAGUAUAAUUUUCCAUUCAUCCAACAAAAAUAAAUUGUUUGGUUUCACUUUGCAGCAGCAUCAAAAAUGUAAGUGUCCUUCUUUGAAACAAAAAGAGAAGCGCCAUGCUGGGGAGAGGGCUGUGAAGAGAACAGGUAGCUGCCAUCUGUGUUUUGUGCCAUUGUUUACAACAAACCUAGAUAUGUUUAUGCUGGGUAGUUAACACUUUGCUGAGGUACUUGGAGCACAAAGCCAAUUUUGGCCUCUGUUGAGGUAACUUCUCAAAGCCAAGACAGCCAGCUGUGAUUCUGCAGAUGAGUUUGGGUGGCAGGGCCUAAUUUCUUGCCCUGAUUGCUGUCAACUGACUCCUGACUUGAAACUCAGCCUGUGUAUGUUAGAUAAGGGCAAGAUCAAGUUCAGUUUCAAUGUCCCAGUAUUGCCAAGAAUGCUGUCAAUUCACUGUUGAUAUUCACCAUAUAAAUACUGAGUUUUAAGACAUUGUCCGAUCAGGACUGGAAUGCUUACCAAGUCCAAUAAGUCCCCAACCUUUGUGGAUACUAAUGCCGAGAGGUAGCUUGUGGUUCCCCAGACCCAUAAGGCUGGUGUACAGAGGGAGGCUGAUUUAAUUUAGUGAUAGGUACAGCACAUCCUGAUAAGAUCAACUGGUGAAUUUCGAGUGUACAAUAGUUUGGUUAGUGUAUAUACUAUACAUAACUUGGGUACUGAGACCUAUCUCAGCUGUGGUCAAGGCCUACUGUGACCAAAAUAAAGUUGACCUUUUUAUUAUGAGGUUUCAGCCAUGGUCUUCUGGAUAAUAACGUGAAAUCAAACCAUUCCUUGCUGAGGAAACUACAAAUCUGAGUGUGGUUAAAAGUUUACCCAAAGUGGUUGCAGGAGUACAAAAUCUACUGCCAGGAUUUUGAAAGAUGCAUUGCUCCAACCAUCAUGGGGAAGUUCAGACCAAGUGCGUCCUUGUGGCCCUUCCCCAAACACACGAUCAAUCCACUGUACCCAUGUUUAGCUGGUCUACUAUCUCCAAACGACCCAAAUUCCAAGGUUUUGUAGCACUAGACCAGAUUUCUAGCAGACGAAAUUUGAUAAUCAGUAGUUGGUGGCUUCCUCACAAUUAUGCAAUUUAGGGAAUAACUAUCCCCUUUUCUUGUGAGGAAGCAGAGGUAAACUGCCUGUUUCAAUUUAGAUUUGUAACAUCUAUCUGUGUCCAGCCCUUUGGUAUUGAUGUUAUCCCUUGUAACAUUUCACCACCUGUGUAGGCUCAGUUAUCCUCUAUUAUCUAUUAUCCAAUUUUACCUGCAAGCCACAUUAGCAAAAGGGCUGAUCAGCAUACUCCCCUGGUUAUGAUGUAACCACUGGUGGUCAGUAUGAUUUGUCAAUUGGUCUGAAAGUUACUGAAAAAUAUCUAAAUGAUUUAAAUCUCAAGGAACAAAUAGGAGCUGGUCACCAAUGGUCAUCUUUCUCUUCUCUUCAUACCCCCCAGUGUCUCUCUUAAUUUGAUCAAAAACUUCUCUCCUAAAACAACUGAAUUUCACCAUAUGUAAUUUUUGUUAUAGAGGUGAUUCUGAUGUAUGAGCUGUGUCUGUUUUGACAUUAGGGAGGAUUCUGAGUUCAGUUUAGAUACAAGGUUAUCAACCUUUUUUCUGCUUUUGAUGUUAAAUGUGGUUCCCACUGUUGUUUUUCAGAAAAUAUGGAGGAAAGAUUCAAAGCCUUUGAGUUUGGCUGAUGGAAGGGCUGUCCACAAUUAACUGCUAAACAUACAGGCACAAUUGAUUAACAGGAGUUAUUUUCGGUCUAGGAAUUGCAACUUUUAAACUGGUUGCAGUCCGGUUUGAUAAGACAGCAAUGUUGAACAAUCUGCAUAUUGUUAAUUGGGCUAGUCUUUGUGAAAUGUCUGUGAAGUUGAGGCCAGACUACGAGAGAGAACAGUGAGAUUUUUUACUGUGAGCUUCCCAAUCCAUAGUUUUGGGUUUACUGAUCCAAGCCCAAUGGAGAGACUUAAGAUAAUUUUAAUGAGCUGGUUUAAAUUAUGCCUUUGAUCUCCAUGUUUAAGAAUUGAGGUGGCACAAGUACCCAUUGUGGUAGGUGCAUAAUUUUCUUUUAAACCGUAAGAGUUUGCUGAUAAAGCUUUGUGCUGGAGUAUGUGGAACAAAAUUUAUCUGAACUUUCGAGUAAUGGUACUUUAACCACCAGUAUUAAAAUAGCUCUAUUAUAGGUUUCAAUCUUUUCUUUAAUCUGAUCUUAUCAGUUAAAUAAAAAUUCAUUCAUGGGAUAAGGGCCAUACUGGUAAGGCCAGCAUUUAUUCCCAUCCUAAAUUGCCCAGAGGGCAGUUAAGAGUCAACCACAUUGCUGUGUGUCUGGAGUCACAUGUAGGCCAGGCCAGAUAAAGAUGACAACUUCCUUCCCCAACAAUCGACAUGAUAUGUGUUUGACCAACUUAACUGUACAAUUAAUCUUUGCAACUGCAUCUAGAGAACUGCACAACCACUCCAAUGGUACAUACUAGUUUCUACGUGGAUCUCAAAUCUACAAGUGAAAUUUUAGUAAAUGCUGUCCAAUAAUAUUGGUGUAUAAAACAAUUAUCCAGGACUAAACAGAAUGGAUGGGAAUUCUUGCAUUUCAGAAUGUACCACUUUCUGCAUAUUGUGCUUAUUCUAAAGCAAAGCAACUUGCAUUUAUGUAGUGUGCCUUAUGUUCACAGGACAUCUCAAAGGGCUUUACAAUCAAUUUCAUAUUUGUACAAUGAUAAUUGCUAUCAUGAAGACAAAUAUGUCUUUCAAAGUCAAGCAAAUUAGGGCUUCGAUUGUUUUCAAACAACCUUUCCAAUAAUGACCUAACUGCUGAUUUCUGUUUUAAUUUCAGCUGGUCCUUGCCUAUUGGCAGUCAUAGAGUUUGGUACUGUUAUACGUUGCCCCAAUCAUUAUUCCUCAUUCAUUAUGUUCUACACCAUGUUGUACACUGAAAAUCUUUUAUAAGUUCGAUGAGCAGUAUUUUGAAUCUGCAGCUGUCAUUCCAUGCUAUUUAAGCUAAGAACUCCAGGUCCAAUCAAAUGGUUUAUUAUUGCUGAAACUUCAGCUUUAAUAAAAAUUCAACUGAUUGCAAACUUAGUGACUGGUUGAGCAACAUGUUGUGCCGGUUGGUUCAGAUAAGUAGACUGGACGGCUGGUUUGUGAUGCAGAUUGACACCAACAGCAUAGGUUAAUUUCCCACGCUCGCUGAAGAUGGGAGAAGGCCGUUUGACCCCUCAAAUUUGCUCUGCUAUUCAUGAGAUCAUGGCCAUUCAUCAAGUUCAAAACCCUAAUCCUGUCCCCUCAAAAUAAUCCCUGGUAUUUUUAGCCAUGAGCUGUACCUGCCUCCUCAUAGAUGUCAGGUGAAACCACCACCAAUCAUGUAGUUGGUGAGCAGCCCUGUGGCCCUCUAGGAUCAUGGUGACUUUACCUGUGAAGGCAGAUAGAGAGCCACAACAUUUAUACGUGAUUAGAAAGUACAUUUAAAAUAUAGUACUGCAGAGUCCUAAUUUCUUCCUCAUUUUAGUAUAAACAUACGCAUAAUUCCACUUUGUUUCAGUGACUUGAAACAUUUCAACCACAUUAGUUGUGUGAGCUUGCAUUGUUUUGUAUACCUGAAUUUUUAAAGCACUUGGCUCAAAUUUAAUUCAAAUUGCACCAUUAUCUUCCAUAUGUAAUUCAUAAAUGUCAUUGCAAUGAGAAUUUAACAAGUUAUGUCCCAUUGUUUUGCAUAAAUUUCAGACCCUAGUCCAUGCUUUUAACUUGACACUGAUUUCUUUAAGACAAGAUGUGGCAAUGCAAAGUUUAAAAACACUGUUGUGCUAAGUUUUAUUUUUCCUUGUAUUUUUUUUGUUCCUCUGUUUUAGUAACUAUGAAUGUUCAGUGUCAUUAGAUCUCUGUGUACAUAAUGUACAUUAGAUAAAUGCAAGAUUUGGGGGAAAUUUCUGGUAGUUCUUUGAUUGCUUUGAUUCACAUUUAAUCCAAGUUUAAACAAUCUUCAGUAUACUACGACCCAAACUUCUGAAUUACAUGAUGAAAACAAGCAAAUUCUGACAUGUGGAAACAGUUUAGUGUUUACAAUAGCAAGCAAGACAUUGUAUAAGAUUUGGUUGUAGUUUAUAAUAUGGUUUAUCUUAAAUCAACUUGUUUACGAUCUGAAGAUUAUUCGGGUGCUUCACAAAUUUACAGAAAUCAUUUCAAGGGCUAUCUUUUAUGGUUGACUUCAUAAAGCAAACAAUGAAAUAAUUGGUUCCAACAUACUUUAGAAAAAAAACUAUGAUUUUGGGCGAGUUAUAGAUAAAUAUUACAGAAGUGCCUUUUUUGUUUUGUUUAGGUGGUGUCAAGUUUUUCUUUGUGUGGGAAUAAUGCGUUCAACUGCAUACGUGCAUUUUCAUUCACCCUAAAGUGCUUGGCCCAGUUAUGCACACACCCUUCUAUUAAGUACUGAGCUUGACAGCAGGAAAUGUGUCUGAAUCCAAAUGUUUGUCCCCUGUCAAUUGAUCUGAAAUUUGCUAAUUGUGGUGAAUUUUCUUUCAGCCUUUGAGCCGUGUAGAACUUCUCGUCUUUAUUUCAAAUUAACACGCUUUAGGUAGCGUACACCACAUUAAGAAAACCCAUGUACAUUGUGAUUGUUUUCUUGUAACUGAAAAUGCUAAUAAAAUGCUUUGUACAAAC
Molecule: messenger RNA, 7385 nt
Organism: Chiloscyllium plagiosum (whitespotted bambooshark)
Lineage: Eukaryota; Metazoa; Chordata; Chondrichthyes; Orectolobiformes; Hemiscylliidae
Gene: ccdc6b
Product: coiled-coil domain containing 6b
Source: RefSeq, a predicted model, not a curated record